This is a messenger RNA of Artibeus jamaicensis (Jamaican fruit-eating bat), 2107 nucleotides long. RefSeq names its product interferon regulatory factor 6 (gene IRF6). Gene Ontology annotation, molecular function: RNA polymerase II cis-regulatory region sequence-specific DNA binding; DNA-binding transcription factor activity, RNA polymerase II-specific; protein binding. Gene Ontology annotation, biological process: regulation of transcription by RNA polymerase II; immune system process. The record is from RefSeq and is a predicted model, not a curated record. The transcript is spliced from 9 exons. Gene Ontology annotation, cellular component: nucleus. Bases 187 to 1605 code for a protein of 472 amino acids. Lineage: Eukaryota; Metazoa; Chordata; Mammalia; Chiroptera; Phyllostomidae.
AGGAGGGCGUGGCUACACCUGGGAGUAGCCAGGUGGCCUGGGGACUGCGGCGUCCAGGGAGAAGCGCUGACGUGAGCUGGGCGCACCUAGGCGGAGCAGAAUCUUUGGGUGGCCCAGAGAAAGGACAGCUGACUCCAGUCCCAGCUCUUCAGAUCCCUGUGGACACGCUGCCUGCUCACUUAUAUCAUGGCCCUCCACCCCCGCAGAGUUCGGCUGAAGCCCUGGCUGGUGGCCCAGGUGGAUAGUGGUCUGUACCCUGGGCUCAUCUGGCUACACAGGGACUCCAAACGCUUCCAGAUUCCCUGGAAACAUGCCACUCGGCAUAGCCCUCAACAAGAAGAGGAAAAUACCAUUUUUAAGGCCUGGGCUGUGGAGACAGGGAAGUACCAAGAAGGGGUGGAUGACCCUGACCCAGCUAAAUGGAAGGCCCAGCUCCGCUGUGCUCUCAACAAGAGCAGGGAAUUCAACCUGAUGUAUGAUGGCACCAAGGAGGUGCCCAUGAACCCAGUGAAGAUAUAUCAAGUGUGUGACAUACCCCAGCCCCAGGGCUCGAUCAUUAACCCAGGAUCUACUGGCUCUGCUCCUUGGGAUGAGAAGGAUAACGAUGUGGAUGAAGAUGAUGAGGAAGAUGAGCUGGAUCAGUCACAGCACCAUGUUCCCAUCCAGGACACUUUUCCCUUCCUGAACAUCAAUGGCUCUCCCAUGGCACCAGCCAGUGUGGGCAACUGUAGUGUUAGCAACUGCAGUGUGGGCAACUGCAGUCCUGAAGCGGUGUGGCCAAAAACUGAGCCUCUGGAGAUGGAAGUACCCCAGGCACCUAUACAGCCCUUCUAUAGCUCUCCAGAGCUAUGGAUCAGCUCUCUUCCAAUGACUGACUUGGACAUCAAGUUUCAGUACCGUGGCAAGGAAUAUGGGCAGACGUUGACCGUGAGCAACCCCCAGGGCUGCCGGCUCUUCUAUGGGGACCUGGGUCCUAUGCCUGACCAGGAGGAGCUCUUUGGGCCUGUCAGCCUGGAGCAGGUCAAGUUCCCAGGUCCAGAGCAUAUCACCAAUGAGAAGCAGAAGCUGUUCACCACCAAGCUUCUAGAUGUCAUGGACAGAGGACUGAUUCUGGAGGUCAGCGGUCACGCCAUUUAUGCCAUCAGGCUGUGUCAGUGCAAGGUGUACUGGUCUGGACCAUGUGCCCCGUCGCUUGUGGCUCCCAACCUGAUUGAGAGGCAAAAGAAGGUCAAACUGUUUUGUCUGGAAACGUUCCUUAGUGAGCUCAUCGCCCAUCAGAAAGGACAGAUAGAGAAGCAGCCGCCAUUUGAGAUCUACCUGUGCUUUGGGGAAGAAUGGCCAGAUGGGAAACCCCUGGACAGGAAACUCAUCUUGGUCCAGGUUAUUCCGGUGGUGGCUCGGAUGAUCUACGAGAUGUUUUCUGGUGACUUCACACGAUCCUUUGACAGUGGCAGUGUCCGCCUGCAGAUCUCAACUCCAGACAUCAAAGAUAACAUCGUUGCUCAGCUGAAGCAGCUGUAUCGAAUCCUGCAAACCCAGGAGAGCUGGCAGCCCAUGCAGCCCACCACCAGCAUGCAGCUGCCCCCCGCCCUGCCGGCUCAGUAACCAUGGAUGCAGUCUUCCUUCCCUUUUUUACAAUAUUGUACAUACAGAUAUUUUUUAUUAUUCAGAUUUAACCAGCUUUUAAAGCCCCUUUUCUUUCUAACAAUGUGAGUAGUUUUUGAUUCUCCAAAUAUGUCUGGCUCUUCAAGUUGAUUUAAUUUAUGGAAAAAUCACCUUUCAUACUUUCCCUUUCUUUCUUUUUUUUUUUUAAACAUCCCCAUGGUAGUAUAAUUUAGUAGAAGGAGAAUUGGCCUGGGGGUUUUGGACACCAGCAUUCUAGUUACAGCUUUGCUUCCCAUGUGCGACUUUGAACCAAGUCAUUUAACCUGUGGGCUUCAGAUUCAUUGCUGUAAAGGGAAGGGGUUGGAACGGUGCCCGAAAUAAUGCUUUAAAACUCUGACUUGAUGACUUCAUUCUCCUUGUAUAAAACCGCCUGGAACAGAACCCUUCUGCAUUGUUCUUGCCCCACAUUUUCUUCUUGCUUUCAUUAAAGUUCCCUCAAGCA